UACAUCUCCAACUAGACACUUAAAUCAUGACAUCCACGUCACAAUUUGUGUUAUGGAGUGUGUGGAUGUUCAUUACACUCUAGCCCAUAUAUGAUGUUAGGGCUUAGCCCAUUACCAUAUACCCCCAUUCCCCCAUGUAUAUAUAUCCCAUAUGUGAAAAGGAUACAUCAUUAUUGAGAUUUAUCUCACGUUAUCAGCACCGCUCUCUCUAGCUACUAAAGAAAAUAAUGUCGACUCCUUAAUCGGAUCCCACGACAUCUCUCUUCUCCUUCGCCGCGCCCCCUUUCCUCCCUGCUUCCUCGUGCGACAAGACGAGGAUCAAUUUAUUUUCUCCUGGAAAAGUGUGGAAGAUGGUGAACGAAUGGUUGGGCAUGCCACGGCUCAUGGGGACCCUUGCUAGCUCAGUUAAAUGGAUCAAGAAAGAAAGAAGUGGGGCAAAUGUACAAGCCAAAGCAUCUCGGAUUGCACUUUACUUUUCUAUCUAUUGGAUUUGGAGAGUGAGAAAUGCGGCUACAUUUGAUGGAGUGACUCCAAAGGAAGAUGACGUUUUUGCUAGGAUAAAGUACAUUGUGUACAAAGUUUUGUAUAGCAUCUAUCCAUAUGAUCGAUUUGGUUGUAUUUUGAUAAACUUUCUGCCAAUCGCCUAUUUUUCAUGUGAUUGGCUGUGAUGUAGCUUAGGCUGCUUUUCUAGCACCUUAUUUUUGCAGGUGAUGGGUUAUCCAACCUUUGGAUAGUCUACAUUUUUGCUCACCUUUUUGAUGUACCG
Messenger RNA from Cuscuta epithymum, 766 nucleotides. Lineage: Eukaryota; Viridiplantae; Streptophyta; Magnoliopsida; Solanales; Convolvulaceae. The record is from the annotation of a GenBank genome assembly.